Molecule: messenger RNA, 1839 nt
Organism: Penicillium diatomitis
Lineage: Eukaryota; Fungi; Ascomycota; Eurotiomycetes; Eurotiales; Aspergillaceae
Exons: 1
Coding region: 1-1839 (612 amino acids)
Source: RefSeq, a predicted model, not a curated record
AUGAUUGAUGAGAAUCUACCAAGUGAGUACUUGCAUAUCCGGCAUCUCUUGAUCUCGUGGCUCAAAUCCCUCGUCCCCUUUCCUUCUGUCCUCCGGCCUCCCCUCGUUCUCCUCUUUGUCCCACGACGUCAUUGCAACAGCUGCGCUCCGCUGAGCCCCGUUAGCAAUGGAUAUCCCCAUGUCGUGUGCUCUGGACUGACAGGUCUUGGGGGCCAACCUGUAGCGUUCUUCCUCAAGAGUAAUGCGAAGAACACCCACCAGAGUCCCAUCUACCACCGUCAAAAUGGGAACGAGGCCGAACCUGCAUACAACCUUCGGUACCUGGACCCGAGUCUCCCCACCUCCAAAAAUCACUACGGCGUCGCCCUUUACGACCCCUAUGUCUCGGACAUUGUCUACGGCGAAGUCGCCGUAACUCCAGAUUGGACUCAACCGACCCUGUCAGCCGACGUGAUCCGGGCGAAUGGCGGCGUGGUGCCUCCGCCCGAGCCCAUCCUCCCGACCGAGUUCGUCAUUCAAUUAUACAACCCAGACCAGCAGAUCAAAGUCAAACACAAAUCAAAAUCAUGGAACAAGCCCGCACGAUGGGAAUUCGAAAUGCCGCAGCGAACGUUCAGGAUGCCUUCUUCGUCCACGCUCGAUCAGACCCAGAGCGACCCGGCGGCGGCGGAUAUUACUCCCAAGUUGCGGUUCAGCUGGCGCAAGGACGGCAAGCUCUCCAAGGACUUGUCCUGUUUGCUGCACGGCAAAUCAACGACGAUCCCGGAUACGCGAACCAAGACCCGGGAGCCGGAUAUCACAGUCGCGUUGUUUCAGGGCCUUCGUGAGCUGACGCUCUAUGAGCCCAACUUGUAUCGCGUGGAAAUGGAGGAUUUCAAAGGUCUGGAGGUGGUGUUGCUCCUUGCGGCCGUGGCGAUUCGGGACAUCUUCUUUGGCCCUGCUAAAGAGGCUUUUCACAUUGUACCGGGAGCUCCCUCGCCUCCUGUGGCCAGUGCGAGUAGACCCGCGACUGGAGGUGUUCCGGGUCAAACCAUUACCGCAACCCAGAUUUCAUCCUCGACACCAUCGUCAUCAUCAACAAUAUCAUCUCCAAAGCCAAUUGGUAGUUCUGCGGCGCACGCCACAGCGAAACAGUCUCCGCCCCGGCUUGGCAAUCCUUCCUCAUCCGGGCGUUCUCGCAUCGACUCUCGGGCAGAGGUAGAAGAGCGGCGAACGCAAGAGCUUCUCGAAGCAGAAAAGCGCGCCGCAGAAGAGGCUCAGCGUCAACGACAAGCCGAGAUCGACGCUGAGACUGAACGCCUCCAACAGUUGUACGGCCAAGAGGAACAGCAAGUGCGCGCCAGAAUCCAGUCAAUUGGCACUGCCGACGCCAGUGCUCACCCACCCGCCACAGCCCCAUCGCCGCGCCCAAAUCUACCAGCCCGUCAAACGAGACCGGCGAGGUCAUCGCACAAUCACUCCACUUCAUACUCAUAUAUCCCGCCUCAACAGCCACAGCGACUGCCUCCAAGCGCUUCAUCCUUGUCCUUGGUGCCGAAUGGCCCCUACAUGCGCGCCUCUGCCGGCGGCGGUGGCCUUGACCCUCGAGCACAAUCGACGAUCAAUCUUAUGCCCCCUCGACCCCAGCCAACAAGACCUCAAUCCACAGUGGGAUUUCCUCAGUCUGUCAAUGGAGUGAUGGGGUCAAAUGGAAGACCACAGCAGUCUCAGCAGUCCCAGCAGCCGCGGCCACAUCUGACUCCGAAGAAAAGCAGCCUCUUUGGCUUUCUGCGACACAAGGAAGAAGGCGAAGCCAGACCGAGGAACAAGUUGGACAAAAAGCGGAGUUCGAUGUUCUGA